CAGCAGCAGCAGCAGGAAGCCACGACAGAAACAGAAGGCUGGGUGUCCCUGGUUUCCUCUCCGUCUUCGAUGGUGAGCUCAAAACCAGUGGGCACACCGCACACACUCCACUCCACGCGUGAGUUCGAUCCUUCCUUCCUAUAAGUAUCUGACCAAACUCACCUGCUGCGUGCCACCAAUUCCAUCCACAUCCAGCACUCCCAUUCGUUCGUUCAUCUUUACAAUAAAUCAUCAUCAAGCACCACCAAAUCCAAAACACGACUCCUUGUCAUCGGCAGGCAGGCAGAUCAUCGAUGGAACCAAAGAUGGAGAGGAUGAGCUCGUCGGUGCAGUCCUGGGUGGAGGAGCACAAGCUCGCAAGCAUCGGAGGCGUGUGGGCUGCGGCGGUGGGCGCGUCGGUGGCGUACAGCCGGCGGAGGGCGCCGCAGCGGGCGACGAGCCUGCGUCUCAUCCACGCCAGGAUGCACGCCCAGGCCCUCACCCUCGCCGUGCUCGGGGGAGCAGCCGUCAUGCACUACUACAGCAAGAGCAAGAGCAGCGCCGACAAGAUGGAUCUCGACUUCUACUCGCAUCUGCCGCCGGCAACCGACGCCGACGGCAACGAGAACGAGCGAUGGAGCUGGUAAACUCGCUUGCAGACGAUCCAUGGAGAAGAAGCAAUGGGGGGAACUCAAUAAACUACUAGUAGUUGCAGCAAUAAUUGGGGGAGGCGUGCAUGACGUGGCGGGUUUGUCCUAAUCCAUCCAGCUAAGACGCCCAUGGUUUCGUUUACUUUACAUUAUCCAUCCACGUCAUGGCCGGCUGGAACAUUUCUGUUUGGCCGGAGCCGGAGACGACAAGACGACUCGAUCGAGGAGUAGAGAUGUCUGUAUGUAUGGGCAGCUGGGUAUGUAUGUGUGUAGCGUGGCAUUUCUCUUUCCAUGGUUGAAGCUGAAGCAAUUCAAGAAGCUGCUGCCUUCUUCCUCUGUACUACCAUCUGAUCCAUCGAAUCGAAUGGUGAGUGAUGAUGACGACGACAAUGAUUUUUUUUCCUUUCUUAAAGAAAAUGGUGAAUGUGAUCGA
Panicum hallii is the source of this 1062-nucleotide messenger RNA. RefSeq lists its product as uncharacterized. Gene Ontology annotation, cellular component: mitochondrial inner membrane. Gene Ontology annotation, biological process: mitochondrial respiratory chain complex IV assembly. The transcript is spliced from 2 exons. Bases 294 to 626 code for a protein of 110 amino acids. Lineage: Eukaryota; Viridiplantae; Streptophyta; Magnoliopsida; Poales; Poaceae. The record is from RefSeq and is a predicted model, not a curated record.